UAACUGACGUGAAACUAUGAUGCAAACGAGGCCAUAGAGCUGAGGAAUGGCUCUGCAGUCUAUGCAAAACAAAAGAAAGAGAAUAGGAAAAGUCUCUCUCUCUCUCUUAUUCUUAUCUGUUUUCUUCUGAUUCCUGACUCAAACAUUUACUUCAUGUACUGAGUCAUGUCAGGAAAGAGAUUCAAUUAAUGAGUUGUAGAAUCCCAAAGAUUUAAAAAACCUGAGAGAAAAGACGAGGAAACUUGCUCAUAGGUUAAUCGGUUUGAUUUUUUAAUCAAAAGAAAAGGCAAGAAGGGUUGACAGACUGGUGAAGAAAAUAACUUCACUUGUCCCAUAAGCAACAACCUUGCCUAUGUUAUAGGCACUAGGCGUAAACCCCUCUAAAACCCACAAGCUUCUUUAAAUUUCAGUAUCCUUCUUCUUCCUCCUCUUCUUCUUCCUCUUUACGUCUUUCAGGCCUUUAUAAAGCCAUCAUAACCAUCAUAAGUUAUCUUCAUCAUGAGAAUGGGAGAAAUAAGAAAGUGGUGUGGGGCUAUAAUGGCGAUGGUACAAAUAGUGAGCUGGGUGUCUGCGACUAGUAGGCAUAUUGCUUCUACUCAAGUUUCUUUUCAUCCAGAGAUAAUAAGCCCACAGGCUGCAGAACACAACUCUAGAAGGCCUAUAUUGACGCCCAAUGAGAACACAGAGGUAAAAGAGAUGGAGAAAGGGAGGAUAAUAGGAUCAAAGCCACCAACUUGUGAGAAGAAAUGCUAUGGAUGUGAGCCAUGUGAAGCAAUCCAAGUCCCUACCAUUUCUUCACCUCCUCACAUAUCUACUCAAUAUACUAAUUACCAACCUGAGGGUUGGAGAUGCCAUUGUGCUCCUUAAUUAGACUUGCUUAACAA
Messenger RNA from Brassica napus (rape), 884 nucleotides. RefSeq names its product EPIDERMAL PATTERNING FACTOR-like protein 3. NCBI's taxonomy places the organism in Eukaryota, Viridiplantae, Streptophyta, Magnoliopsida, Brassicales, Brassicaceae. The record is from RefSeq and is a predicted model, not a curated record. Gene Ontology annotation, biological process: guard cell differentiation; stomatal complex development. The coding region runs from base 499 to 867 and encodes 122 amino acids. The transcript has 2 exons.